This is a messenger RNA of Rattus rattus (black rat), 3003 nucleotides long. RefSeq names its product pyridoxal dependent decarboxylase domain containing 1 (gene Pdxdc1). Gene Ontology annotation, molecular function: carbon-carbon lyase activity; pyridoxal phosphate binding. Gene Ontology annotation, cellular component: intracellular membrane-bounded organelle. NCBI's taxonomy places the organism in Eukaryota, Metazoa, Chordata, Mammalia, Rodentia, Muridae. The record is from RefSeq and is a predicted model, not a curated record. Gene Ontology annotation, biological process: carboxylic acid metabolic process. Bases 174 to 2543 code for a protein of 789 amino acids. The transcript has 24 exons.
UCAGCAAGCCGCAGCAUCCCUGCUGGCCGCGCUGCGGGGCAGCUCCUCCUCCUCUCCGUCCGGCCGGCUGCGGGCGCCGGGGACGUCAGCGCUGCCAGCGUGGAAGUCGCUGUGGGCCGCGGGAGGCGGAAGUAGUUCCCGGCACCGCGGGACCAACACCAAACGCCUCAGCUAUGGACGCGUCCCUGGAGAAGAUAGCAGACCCUACAUUAGCUGAAAUGGGAAAAAACUUGAAAGAGGCGAUGCGGAUGCUGGAGAACAGCCCGAGAAGAAUAGAGGAAGAAAAUGGAAAGAAACCAGUGCCUGAGGAUAUUCCAGGACCACUCCAAGGCAGUGGGCAAGAUAUGGUGAGCAUCCUCCAGUUAGUUCAGAAUCUGAUGCAUGGAGACGAAGACGAGGAGCCCCAGAGCACCCGAAUCCAGAAUAUUGGAGAACAAGGUCACAUGGCUUUGUUGGGUCAUAGUCUGGGUGCCUAUAUUUCAACUCUGGAUAAAGAGAAGCUAAGAAAACUUACAACCAGGAUACUUUCUGACACUACCUUAUGGCUAUGCCGGAUUUUCAGGUACGAAAAUGGAUGUGCUUAUUUCCAUGAGAAAGAGAGGGAAGGACUUGCUAAGAUCUGUAGGCUUGCCAUUCAUUCUCGCUAUGAAGACUUUGUAGUGGAUGGAUUCAACGUGUUAUAUAACAAAAAGCCUAUCAUAUAUCUUAGUGCUGCUGCUAGACCUGGCCUGGGCCCGUACCUUUGUAAUCAGCUUGGCUUGCCCUUCCCCUGCCUGUGCCGUGUGCCCUGUAACACUAUGUUUGGAUCCCAGCAUCAGAUGGACGUUGCCUUUCUUGAGAAACUGAUCAAAGAUGACGUAGAAAGAGGAAGACUGCCCUUGCUGCUUGUUGCAAAUGCUGGAACUGCAGCAGUCGGACACACAGACAAGAUUGGACGUCUGAAGGAACUCUGUGAGCAGUAUGGCAUUUGGCUUCAUGUGGAAGGUGUGAAUCUGGCAACAUUGGCUCUAGGUUAUGUCUCCUCGUCUGUGCUGGCUGCAACCAAAUGCGAUAGCAUGACACUGACUCCUGGCCUGUGGCUAGGUUUGCCAGCUGUUCCUGCAGUGACACUCUACAAACAUGACGAUCCUGCCUUGACACUAAUUGCUGGCCUUACAUCAAAUAAGCCUGCAGACAAACUUCGAGCCCUGCCACUCUGGUUGUCUCUACAGUACUUGGGACUUGAUGGCAUUGUGGAGAGAAUAAAGCAUGCUUGUCAGCUGAGUCAACGGCUGCAAGAGAGUUUGAAGAAAGUGGACCACAUCAAAAUCCUGGUGGAAGAUGAGCUCAGUUCUCCAGUAGUGGUAUUCAGAUUUUUCCAGGAAUUACCAACCUCAGAUCCAGCAUUUAAAGUUGCCCCUGUAUCCAACAUAGCAGCUGCAGCAGUUGGCCAGGAGAGACACUCCUGUGAUGCGCUGAACCGCUGGUUGGGAGAACAGUUGAAACAGCUGGUGCCUCAAUGUGGCCUCACUGUCAUGGACCUGGACAUAGAUGGCACAUGUGUUCGGUUCAGCCCUUUGAUGACAGCAGAAGCAUUAGGAACUCGAGGAGAGGAUGUAGAUCAACUCAUCACCUGCAUCCAAAGCAAACUGCCAGUCCUGACAUGUACACUACAGCUACGGGAAGAAUUCAAGAAGGAGGUAGAGGGGACAGCGGGGCUCCUGUAUGUGGAUGACCCCAACUGGCCUGGAAUUGGAGUUGUCAGGUAUGAGCAUGCUAAUGAUGAUAACACCAGUUUGCAAUCUGAUCCAGAGGGGGAAAAAAUACACACUGGACUUCUGAAAAAGUUAAAUGAACUGGAAUCUGACCUCACAUUUAAAAUGGGCCCUGAGUACAAAAGCAUGAAGAGCUGCAUUUACAUUGGCAUGGCAAGUGAUGAUGUGGAUGUUUCUGAGCUAGUGGAGACCAUUGCUGUCACAGCCCGGGAAAUUGAAGAGAACUCAAGGCUUCUAGAGAACAUGACAGAAGUUGUUCGGAAGGGGAUUCAGGAGGCUCAGGUUCAGCUACAGAAGGCAAAUGAGGAGCGGCUUCUGGAAGAGGGAGUGUUGCGGCAAAUCCCUGUAGUAGGAUCCGUGCUGAAUUGGUUUUCUCCAGUCCAGGCUUCACAAAAGGGAAGAAGUUUUAACUUAACAGCAGGUUCUCUGGAGUCCACAGAAUACACCUAUGUCUACAAAGUACAAGGUACAGGAGUGACACCACCUCCUACACCCUCAGGCACUCGAAGCAAACAAAGGCUCCCAGGUCAGAAGCCUUUUAAAAGGUCCCUGAGAAGCUCGGAUGCUGUGAGCGAGACUAGCUCAGUCAGCCACAUUGAAGACCUGGAAAAGGUGGAACAGUUGCCCAGUGGGCUAGAGCACGACAGCCUAGAGGCCCAGUGCCCCGAGCAGCCCUGCAGGGCUGCUGACCCCGUGGCCAGACAGACUGAGGCCCUGCAGAGUGAGGCCCAGCAUCAGGAAGAUGACCACUCACAGAUGGGAACCAGGGUGCGGAGACUUAAGGUUUAGCCGACCUGUAAACUCUCACCUCUAGGAUUUGCUUGUCAUCUUGCUGCAACCAGAAAUCCACAUGUGGGAAUGGCGUCCAGGAACACGGGCCUAUUCGAAGUUGUUCUGUCUUUGCAUCAUAAAUGCUAAUCAUCUAAAAGAACCAUUUCCAUGACAAGCUGUAAGGACACUGCCCUACCUACCUGCUUAGUCUAGCUCCCAGGUUGUUUGUCCCCUUAGAGGAGAAGCUGCACACACUGACCUCCCGUAAUAACAAAGCUGCCACCACCGAGUGCCUCUCUGUGUUUGGUCCUGUGCGUUGCUGUGUUUACUUUUGACAACAAGCCUACAAGAAAACAGCAUGCUGCCCUAUCAAGGGGAAGCUGAUGGGGAGGUGUCAAGUCACAUGUCCAGUGAGCAUCAGCAGUGCCUCAAAGCCAGGUAGGUCUGACUAAAAUAAAGCCUGUAUUCCUCAUGGCUA